Mycosarcoma maydis (corn smut) is the source of this 2709-nucleotide messenger RNA. RefSeq lists its product as uncharacterized. Gene Ontology annotation, molecular function: protein binding. Lineage: Eukaryota; Fungi; Basidiomycota; Ustilaginomycetes; Ustilaginales. The record is from RefSeq and is a predicted model, not a curated record. The transcript has a single exon. Bases 1 to 2709 code for a protein of 902 amino acids.
AUGUCUCUCGCAUCCUCAUUCGCGGCGCUUAAAGCGCAGAGGGAUGCGCGACGCACCCCCUUCUCUCUUGCUGCUACCGCCGAGUCAGACUCUCAUCAAGGUGGCCACGCUUUGGUGCGCGGCGAUAUGAGUCCACCAGCUGUACCUUGUGCAGCACAGCAUCAACCUGCAGCUGUACCCAUCCCUUCUAGUCGCCAUUCGCCGGCAGAUCCCGUCGCUGUACGAUCCAGCGUCGACAUGGACGAUCAUACCGAACAGCCACCACCACCUGUGCCGCGACCAGGCGCAGCGGGCAACAAACCCGAACCUGGCGCUGCUGGUAGUCGGGUGAGGCUACCUGACAUUCAGGAUCUAGAGCUCCGCUUUGAUGCCUACUCGAGCGAACGUGCGCUCUUUUAUGCUCCUCUACCCAAAAACGGCCCGAGACCAUCGGACUUCUCGACUUCCACAUCCUCUUCCGCCUUUUCGCCGCACAACAACUCCCGAUCCAUCUCUGGCUCGCUCUCGUAUUCCUACUCUCAGCUUCUGUCCAGCUCCUACUCGGCGCCCGGUGGAUGGGCAGCUGCAGGUAUCUCGAGCUGUCGUCCUGGAGAUGUGCUUCUUCGUGUUCGUCCCGAAGUGGCCGUGCUCUCUACAGCUCUGCUCGAAGUGCGCUGCUCGGCGUGCUAUUCACCGCCUAGCUCCGAGUCUGCUUCCGCUUCAGCUCCUACAGCAACAGCUGGCAAGCUUCAGAGAUGCUCUGGCUGCAAGGUGACUCGUUACUGUUCGGCUGGCUGCCAGAAACGCGAUUGGCCGGCGCAUCGCGACGAGUGCAAAGCGCUCAAAGCGAUGCAACAGCUUCAUUCGUAUCGGUCGACCCUCCACCAGCAACAGAAGUUGAAUCAUCGCCUCGCCAGCAGAUACUCGAAGACUCCCGCAGCAACGACCCCUUUUGGCGUCGGCUCUUUCCAGGAUAAUGAUCAGGUAAUGGCCGCUGCGGCUGCUGGUCGCGUACAGGACGUGGAGGGCGACGGAGAGGACAAAGACGGUAUGGACAAAGAUGACAAGACGACUCCCUCUGAAAGCAAAGAUCGCAUGCGUCUGCCCAGUGCCAUGAUGCGUGCAUUGGCACGAUGGAUCUGGGCUCGCAGUCGUAUCGGCACGGGCGGAAAGGACAAAGGUAGAGGCGACGGAGGUGAUCUGCUCGAGCUGUGCUCGCAUCGUGAGCGUUUCGCGCCCGAACAGCUUCAACAACAGGCACAGCUCGCCAUUCACCUUGCGCAGUACCUGACCGCGGCGGCGCGGGCAGCAGCAACGUUUGGACCAGUCUCGAGAGGCGAGGCGAACCUAGACGAAAUGAUGCAGCCUGAGACUGUAUUUUCGCAGGGCGACGCAUUGCGAGCGCUUGGCAUCGAUUCAGCCACCGAGUUGCUCGACUUGGUCUGCCAAUUCUCGUGCAAUUCGUUUACACUGGCCGACAGCGAUUUGAAUGCGCUGGGCGUGUGUAUGCACGCAAGCAUGGCCAUGCUCAACCACGCUUGCAUACCCAAUGCAGCCGUCGUAUUUCCAUUCGGUGGCGCUGCCAAGGGCGGCCAGCAAAGGUGGAACGAUGGAGAUGACAAGAUCAUGCAGCUGGUGGCGUUGCGCGCGAUCGAACCAGGCGAGGAACUGCUCAUUUCGUACGUGGACCUUUGCGACACGGUCGAAGAACGUCAAAAGCAGCUCAAGCAGCGCUACUGCUUUGACUGUCGUUGUGAUUUGUGCUGUAAGAGCCAUGCCAAGAAUGCUGCUACCAGUUCACAACCAUUUGCAUCGCCGAUGCCGUUAUCGUCUUCUCAGCAGGGCUUUCGAAUGCGUGCGCCGCAGUCCACCAACUGGAUCGAUCCACGACGUGCCGUAUGGUGUCCCAAUCGCUGUGGUGGCUGGAUUGACGGAGACGCUUUCGAGACACAAACCAAUGCACCUGCAGGCGCCGCGAGGUGCAACAAGUGCCAUUGCGUGUCGAAUUUGAAAGCCUCGGAUGUAGCAAACGACACAGUGCAGGCGAGAGAGGCUCUGGAACAAGCUUCGCGAUUGUUGGAUCGGGGAGAGGUCGAAGCUGCCUGGACUCGAUGCGCUAGGGUUGUGCCAUGGCUAGUGGAGCGCUAUCCGCCUUCGUGGCAGCCUCUGUUACAGCUGCUCAGGCUAGCGACAACCUGUCUGAUUGAAGCAGGGUCACUGUUGCUGUCACAGCCAUCCGCCGAGGCUUGGAGCACAGAGGCCGCGAUCUACUGCUUCGACGAAGCGGUGAGGAUGCAGAUGCUCGUAGUAGCCGGCAUGCAGGCAUCCAACACGCCCAUCUACGCCGUGGGACACCCUACGCGAGCUAUUGCGAUAGCGACCUUGGCAAAGCUAGUUCUGGCUCAGUUUGAUCACCCGCACCGUCUUGAUCCGCAGGGGCUGCAGAACAGCACGCCUGCGAAUGCGCCAGUAUGUCGAAUUGCCGUCGAACAGACAGCGGCGCAGGGUGGCAAGAUUCUGUCUGUUCUCAGAGACCCGCCGAGCGUGCCCGACGAGAUGCGACUGCAGAUGGCCAAGCAAUUGCUUCAACAGUCGAUUGAAGAGCUCGACAUUGGCUUUGGACGGUCCAAUCAGGGGGGCGGCACUGGACGCGAGAUGCGCACUGCACUCCAAGAAAUGGAAGAGGAGAUGGUUUUGCUCGCCAAGACCAAUUCACUCUCUGUGUCGUAG